AUGAGUUUUGAGAGGCCAAACCAAAGCACCUGUUUGACUUAUGAAAGCCUUAUUGAGGCUCUCCGAAUCACUCCGACAGGACCGUUCGCAGAGCAAGAUCUCUUGCACACAUUCUUCCAAAAGAUGUUCAAACCAAUUCCUCUGGCCUACAACCUGGUUCUACCUAUGUUACGGUGCUACCCAGAGAAGUUGGAGCUCGAGAAG
Messenger RNA from Ilex paraguariensis (yerba mate), 204 nucleotides. The record is from the annotation of a GenBank genome assembly. NCBI's taxonomy places the organism in Eukaryota, Viridiplantae, Streptophyta, Magnoliopsida, Aquifoliales, Aquifoliaceae.